This is a messenger RNA of Lodderomyces orthopsilosis Co 90-125, 1281 nucleotides long. RefSeq lists its product as uncharacterized. Lineage: Eukaryota; Fungi; Ascomycota; Pichiomycetes; Serinales; Debaryomycetaceae. The coding region runs from base 1 to 1281 and encodes 426 amino acids. The record is from RefSeq and is a predicted model, not a curated record. The transcript has a single exon.
AUGUCAUCAAUCCCUCAAUAUAAUUCAUCAUCAUCUAAAAACCAAUCUUCAACCGACCCAAUUGAAGUUGGUGGUGCAGUUCCUGAUUUUGACGAAUCACAAUGGACUCAUUCAAAUGUAUUAAGUCAUGGUCAACAACAGCCAUCACACACUUCGCACUCCUCCUAUGCUUCUCAUGGUGCACAAACUUCCCAACAACAACAACAUGAAUCUGCAAUUCCUACUGGAACCAAGAUUCCACCUCCAAUUGGUGAAUCUAGUUCUCACUAUUCUAGUGGACCAGCUCCUUCAAAAAGCGAAUUGCACCAAGGUGCCAAUGCCCACACAAGCAGCAACUCCGCCUCAUCUCAUGCUGCUUAUGGUGGAUCUUCAGCUGGUGUUGGUUCUGGUUUGAGUUCAAAAAAUGCCGCUUCUUCUUCAGCCAACCCAUCUGGCUCUACUACUACUGGUUCUGCUGCUGCGUCUGCAUUGAGGUCAGAUGCUGAUCCAAACCAUCCAAUUCAUGAAGCUGAAGAUUUCUUGACUGAGUUGUUGACUUGGAAAAACCCAGUUUAUACUGGUAAAGUCCUUGGAUUAACUCUUGGUGGAUUAAUUCUUUUCAGAACAAUUGAUUUGGUUCGUAUAUUUUUCAAAAUUUCCUAUAUUACUUUAUUAUUUUCUGCUGGAGCUGAAUAUAUUGGUAAAGUUUUCACUGGACAAGGAUUUGUUUCCAAUUUUUACAAAAAUUACUCAACUUCAUUUGCUAAACCAAUUAACAAACAUCUUUUACCUUUAAUUGGUGAAUUGAAUGUUGCUAUUGAACAUCAUUUGAAUUAUAUUGUUUAUGCAAGAAACGUUGAAACUACUUUGAAAUUUGCUGGUAUUUCAUAUAUCUUCUAUCAAUUGACUUCAGUUGUUUCAUUAUUUACUUUAACUAUUGUUUCAGUCAUUUUGUUAUUUGCUAUUCCACCAGCUUAUCUUGCCAAUAAGAAGCAAGUCGAUGCUUUUGUUGGUAAGUAUACUGCUUGUUUUAAGCAACAAGUUGGUAAAGGUGUUGAUCAAAUUCAUGAUGCAUUGAAACAAACCCCAGUUGGCCCAUAUUUGCAAAAAUUUGCUCCAAGAAGAACUGCAGGUUCAACUGUCGGUAAUUCAAAAGCAACUUCUUAUGGAACUGCUGCUGAUACUCAGGGAGUCAAUGUUAAUAUACCUGUUGGAUCCAGUACCUCUUCAUCUACUGGUACUGGUGAUGCUGACUUGAGAGAAAGAAACAUAGAAAGCUCUGUCAAGAAUGCAUACUAUUAA